This is a messenger RNA of Pipistrellus nathusii (Nathusius's pipistrelle), 1911 nucleotides long. The record is from the annotation of a GenBank genome assembly. NCBI's taxonomy places the organism in Eukaryota, Metazoa, Chordata, Mammalia, Chiroptera, Vespertilionidae.
AUGGACGCGCAGCGCGCCGCCGCGCUCCCGGCGGGAGAGUUUUCUCUGACAUCCGGGGGCUACCGGAGUGCGGGCCGGAGCAGGCGCCUCAGCCGCAGAAGCAUCCCCAGGAGCACCCCCGCCAGGAGCUGGGAAAAGACUCAUCUCCAGCCCCACAGUCUCCAGGCAGAGGAAGGACCGAUGCUGGAGCGACGCUGCAGGGGCCCCCUGGCCAUGGGCUCGGCCCAGCCCCAGCUCCUUUUGGGGCCCUCCCCGGAGCCGUCCCAGACCCUGGAGAAGGAGCCCCACGGGCUGAGGUUACAAGGUACCUCGGUGACCCAGCCAGGCAGCCAGGCUCCAGGUCGGGUCCAUCGCUGUGCCCACUGUCGCAGGCACUUCCCCGGCUGGGUAGCCCUGUGGCUUCAUGCCCGACACUGCCAGGCCCGGCUGCCCCUGGCCUGCCCGGAAUGUGGCCGUCGCUACCGACACGCCCCCUUCUUGGCACUGCACUGCCAGGUCCAUGCGGCCGCCACUCCAGACCUGGGCUUCUCCUGCCACCUCUGCAAGCAGAGCUUCCGAGGCUGGGUGGCCCUGGUACUGCACCUGCGGGCCCACUCGGCUGCCAAGCGGCCCAUCGCCUGCCCCGAGUGUGAGAGACGCUUCUGGCGACGAAAGCAGCUUCGAGUGCAUCUGCGGAGGCGCCAUCCCCCCACCCCCGAGGCCCGGCCCUUCAUAUGCGGCAAUUGUGGCAGGAGCUUCGCCCAGUGGGACCAGCUCGUCGCUCACAAACGGGUACACGUAGCCGAGGCCCUGGAGGAGGCAGCAGCCAAGGCUCUUGGGCCUCGGCCCAGGGGCCGCCCGGCAGUGACCGCCCCCCGGCCCGGGGGGGACGCCGUGGACCGCCCCUUCCAGUGCGCCUGCUGUGGCAAGCGCUUCCGGCACAAACCCAACCUGAUUGCCCACCGCCGCGUGCACACGGGCGAGCGGCCCCACCAGUGCCCCGAGUGUGGGAAGCGCUUCACCAACAAGCCCUACCUGACCUCACACCGGCGCAUCCACACCGGCGAGAAGCCCUACCCGUGCACCGAGUGCGGGCGCCGCUUCCGCCACAAACCCAACCUCCUGUCGCACAGCAAGAUCCACAGGCGGUCCGAGGGGUCCACCCAGGGCGCCGCCAGCACCGGGGGGCCCCCCCAGCUUCCAGCCGGGCCCCCGGAAUCUUCCGCAGAGCCCGCCCCGGAGGCUCGCCUGAGACCUGCCCAGGCGCCUGUCCGGGAGCCUGCCCCCGAGCCCCUGCUGGAGGCCCCCGGAGAGGGCCCCCGGGACCAGGCAGAGGCGCCCCCGUCUCUCUACAGCUGCGAGGACUGCGGCAGGAGCUUCCGGCUGGAGCGGUUCCUGCGGGCCCACCAGCGGCAGCACACGGGGGAGCGGCCCUUCGUCUGCCCCGAGUGCGGGAAGGACUUCGGCAAGAAGACCCACCUGGUGGCCCACUCGCGGGUCCACUCAGGGGAGCGGCCCUUCGCCUGCGAGGAGUGUGGGCGCCGCUUCUCCCAGGGGAGCCACCUGGCCGCCCACCGGCGCGACCACGCGCCCGAGCGGCCCUUCGUGUGCCCGGACUGCGGCAAGGCUUUCCGCCACAAGCCCUACCUGGCGGCCCACCGGCGCAUCCACACGGGCGAGAAGCCCUACGUGUGCCCCGACUGCGGCAAAGCCUUCAGCCAGAAGUCCAACCUGGUGUCCCACCGGCGCAUCCACACCGGCGAGCGCCCCUACGCCUGCCCCGACUGCGACAGGAGCUUCAGCCAGAAGUCCAACCUCAUCACCCACCGCAAGAGCCACAUCCGGGACGGCGCCUUCUGCUGUGCCAUCUGUGGGCAGACCUUCGACGACGAGGAGAAGCUCCUGACCCACCAGAAGAAGCAUGACGUCUGA